Molecule: messenger RNA, 2141 nt
Organism: Homo sapiens (human)
Lineage: Eukaryota; Metazoa; Chordata; Mammalia; Primates; Hominidae
Gene: DYRK4
Product: dual specificity tyrosine phosphorylation regulated kinase 4
Exons: 15
Coding region: 130-2019 (629 amino acids)
Cellular component (GO): cytoplasm; nucleus
Molecular function (GO): ATP binding; protein tyrosine kinase activity; protein kinase activity
Source: RefSeq, marked reviewed
GCUUUUAGGCCUGUUGCCUUCUUUUCUUCAAACCUGCCUGCUUUCUUCUGUCCCUGAGUGUGUGGGCCAUUACUUAGAUUUGACUCCUCCUGCCAAUUUAUUUUUUACUUUCCCUCAUGCAGGACUCAAAUGGAUGCUAAAAAGCCAAGGAAAUGUGAUUUGACUCCCUUCCUGGUUUUGAAAGCAAGAAAGAAACAAAAGUUCACCUCUGCGAAGGGCCCCACUCUUUCUGAGAUCUACAUGGUUGGAAGUAAACUUUCGGUUCAGAUCCAGAAGCCACCUUCCAAUAUCAAGAACUCCAGAAUGACCCAAGUCUUUCAUAAGAACACCAGUGUUACUUCACUCCCCUUUGUGGACACCAAGGGGAAGAAGAAUACGGUAAGCUUCCCACACAUUAGCAAGAAAGUCCUGCUGAAGUCAUCCCUGCUGUAUCAGGAGAAUCAAGCUCACAAUCAGAUGCCGGCCUCAGAGCUCAAGGCUUCAGAAAUACCUUUCCACCCUAGCAUUAAAACCCAGGAUCCCAAGGCAGAGGAGAAGUCACCAAAGAAGCAAAAGGUGACUCUGACAGCGGCAGAGGCCCUAAAGCUUUUUAAGAACCAGCUGUCUCCAUAUGAACAAAGUGAAAUCCUGGGCUACGCGGAGCUGUGGUUCCUGGGUCUUGAAGCCAAGAAGCUCGACACGGCUCCUGAGAAAUUUAGCAAGACGAGUUUUGAUGAUGAGCAUGGCUUCUAUCUGAAGGUCCUGCAUGAUCACAUUGCCUACCGCUAUGAAGUUCUGGAGACAAUCGGGAAGGGGUCCUUUGGACAGGUGGCCAAGUGCUUGGAUCACAAAAACAAUGAGCUGGUGGCCCUGAAAAUCAUCAGGAACAAGAAGAGGUUUCACCAGCAGGCCCUGAUGGAGCUGAAGAUCCUGGAAGCUCUCAGAAAGAAGGACAAAGACAACACCUACAAUGUGGUGCAUAUGAAGGACUUUUUCUACUUUCGCAAUCACUUCUGCAUCACCUUUGAGCUCCUGGGAAUCAACUUGUAUGAGUUGAUGAAGAAUAACAACUUUCAAGGCUUCAGUCUGUCCAUAGUUCGGCGCUUCACUCUCUCUGUUUUGAAGUGCUUGCAGAUGCUUUCGGUAGAGAAAAUCAUUCACUGUGAUCUCAAGCCCGAAAAUAUAGUGCUAUACCAAAAGGGCCAAGCCUCUGUUAAAGUCAUUGACUUUGGAUCAAGCUGUUAUGAACACCAGAAAGUAUACACGUACAUCCAAAGCCGGUUCUACCGAUCCCCAGAAGUGAUCCUGGGCCACCCCUACGACGUGGCCAUUGACAUGUGGAGCCUGGGCUGCAUCACGGCGGAGUUGUACACGGGCUACCCCCUGUUCCCCGGGGAGAAUGAGGUGGAGCAGCUGGCCUGCAUCAUGGAGGUGCUGGGUCUGCCGCCAGCCGGCUUCAUUCAGACAGCCUCCAGGAGACAGACAUUCUUUGAUUCCAAAGGUUUUCCUAAAAAUAUAACCAACAACAGGGGGAAAAAAAGAUACCCAGAUUCCAAGGACCUCACGAUGGUGCUGAAAACCUAUGACACCAGCUUCCUGGACUUUCUCAGAAGGUGUUUGGUAUGGGAACCUUCUCUUCGCAUGACCCCGGACCAGGCCCUCAAGCAUGCUUGGAUUCAUCAGUCUCGGAACCUCAAGCCACAGCCCAGGCCCCAGACCCUGAGGAAAUCCAAUUCCUUUUUCCCCUCUGAGACAAGGAAGGACAAGGUUCAAGGCUGUCAUCACUCGAGCAGAAAAGCAGAUGAGAUCACCAAAGAGACUACAGAGAAAACAAAAGAUAGCCCCACGAAGCAUGUUCAGCAUUCAGGUGAUCAGCAGGACUGUCUCCAGCACGGAGCUGACACUGUUCAGCUGCCUCAACUGGUAGACGCUCCCAAGAAGUCAGAGGCAGCUGUCGGGGCGGAGGUGUCCAUGACCUCCCCAGGACAGAGCAAAAACUUCUCCCUCAAGAACACAAACGUUUUACCCCCUAUUGUAUGACCUUUGCUGAGGGUAUGUCCUGCUCCUUUCCACCAGUGAUUUGUAUUAAGACAGCACUUAUAUUGUACAAUACUUCAGACUGUUUUUUUUAAAUACAUAAAACUUUAUGUUAAAAAACUCUA